AUGCAAAUGGCUGAAAUUAGGGAAAAUUCACAAAAGGUUUUCCACAAGUGGAAGCCCAUAGAGCCAAUCGACUCCGAUAGUCAAGCCUACGACUUCGGAGAGAUUGAUUCGCUGCAACGCCAGUGGCUGCAUAUCAAGCGGCAGGUGGAAAGUUCCACGCCGGACGCAUACAAAGCCUUCACCGACCGUCUGAUCCGACGGUGGUCAAUCGAAACCGGCAUCAUCGAGGGCAUCUACGACUUAGACAGAAACGUUACGCAGACGCUCAUUGAGAAAGGAAUCGCCACAGACUACAUUGAGCGACGUUCCACGAACAAAGAGCCUGCCGAACUGGUACAGAUUCUCAAAGACCACGAACUCGCAAGUAAGAUUGUGGACGACUGGAUUAAGCACGGAAUUCCGAUUAGGAAAAAUUACAUCAGGGGACUUCACAAGCAGAUUCUGCUAAGCCAGCAAACUUACGCCGCGACAAACCAAGCGGGCAACAGUGUACAGGUACCCUUGCGAAAAGGCGAGUUUAAGAGUGAGCCCAAUAGUCCGACUCGCCCAGAUGGCGAAUUGCACCAGUAUUGCCCGCCCGCAUUCGUUGAGAGCGAAAUUGACAACCUGCUGGACUGGUACAGCGCGUAUGAAAGAGAAGGCUACCACCCUCUGCUUCUGGCGGCUUGGCUGCAUCACAGAUUUGAACAGAUUCAUCCUUUUCAGGACGGCAACGGUAGAGUUGGCAGGGCUAUACUGACCUGGCAUCUCGUCAAGUACAAGUACUUCCCAAUAGUCAUAUCGCGCGAUGACAGAGACGCUUAUCUAAAUUCCCUCGAAAAGGCCGACGCUGGGGAUCUUACGCCCCUCAUCAGACUCUUCGUGCGUUUGGAGAUAAAUACUAUCCUGCAUGUUCUUGAUGAAGGCGAGGCAGGACCUCCACUCACACCUGAUAUUGACUUAGUUGACCAGAUUUUAGACAGCAUAGUUGAACGCUCGAAUCGGCGGCGGCGUCUUGAGAUAGAAAAGAUGCGUUCAGUUAACAAUGUCGCCGCAGGGCUUCGUAGCCUGGUUUCUAGGUAUUUGUCCGAGAAGUCUCAACAUAUAAAGGAUAGGCUUGCGGUCGCGCAAAUCUACAUUGACCCUUGGACAGAAGAGGGAGGGCCUGACAAAGGUAAUGCCCAUUGGUAUCACAGCCAAGUGCUAAAGACCGCAAAUGAGUCCCGCCACUGGGUAAACUUCAAUGAACAUAGAUAUUUCGUCAAAUUGGCUUUGAACCCUAAUUUGCGAACGGCUAUGGAAUCCCCAGAUAUUGUACGUCUUGUGUUUGUAGUUUCUUUACAUCACACGGGACGCCAGCUAACUGGUGUAAUGUCGUCAACUGCUUUCUUGGAGUUAGAGUAUUACGACAGCGACACUAUUGAAUCAGCAGAUGUUGACAAUGUGACAUUUAAGAACUGUGCCAUCACUCCCUUUACUUUCACUUGGAACGACUCCGUCGAAGAAGUAAGCGACAGAUUCAUCAGAUGGACGGAAGAAUGCUUUAGCAUCGCCCUGCGUUACUGGAUGGAAAAUUCCUAA
Geodia barretti is the source of this 1560-nucleotide messenger RNA. The record is from the annotation of a GenBank genome assembly. NCBI's taxonomy places the organism in Eukaryota, Metazoa, Porifera, Demospongiae, Tetractinellida, Geodiidae.